ACUAUGAUAAUCAUAAUGCAGGUUCUGAGUGAAGAUUUGCAAGGAGGCUGCUAGAUGCCAACACGGUAUGGCGACAGCAAUGUGCCCAGAUUCUAGUCCCUCGCGCAGGGGCUGCUGGGACGGGAUUGGGGAGCUGUGCUACUGCUGGUGCUGCUGCUGAGCGGGAGGCGGCGGCGGAUGUGCUGCAGCUGCUGCUACCACCGGAGGGGAGAGCCAAACCGGUGGGAUGACUGAUCUGUUCUCAUUGAAUUCGUAAACGGAACAAAAGAAAAUGGCAUUCGUACCACCAUCAGGGCCCACCGUGGUCGACCAGACCACCCUAAUGAAAAAAUACCUCCAGUUUGUGGCUGCAUUAACAGAUGUCAACACACCGGAUGAAACCAAGUUGAAAAUGAUGCAGGAGGUUAGCGAAAACUUUGAGAAUGUCACCACCUCAGCCCAAUACUCCACCUUCCUGGAGCACAUCAUCCCGCGGUUUCUCACUUUCCUGCAAGAUGGAGAAGUUCAGUUCCUUCAGGAGAAACCUGCUCAGCAAUUAAGGAAACUAGUCUUAGAAAUAAUCCACCGGAUCCCUACCAAUGAACAUCUGCGGACCCACACCAAAAACAUUCUGUCCGUCAUGUUCCGAUUCCUGGAGACUGAGAAUGAGGAGAACGUGCUGAUCUGUCUGAGAAUCAUCAUUGAGCUACACAAGCAGUUCAGGCCGCCUAUCACUCAGGAGAUUCAUCAUUUUUUAGACUUCGUGAGACAGAUUUAUAAAGAGCUUCCAAAGGUUGUGAACCGCUACUUUGAGAACCCUCCAGUGAUUCCGGAAAACACUGUUCCUGCUCCUGAAAUGGUCGGCAUGAUUUCCACCAUUGUAGUCAAAGUUAACCCGGAGCGAGAUGACAGUGAAACUAGAACGCAUACAAUCAUCCCAAAGGGUUCCCUCUCCCUUAAGGUGCUGGCGGAGCUGCCAAUAAUAGUUGUCCUCAUGUACCAGUUGUACAAAUUAAACAUUCACAAUGUGGUGUCAGAGUUUGUGCCGUUGAUAAUGAAUACCAUAGUUACCCAGGUCUCCAGCAAUGCCAGGCAACAUAAGCUGUACAAUAAAGAACUCUACGCUGACUUCAUCGCAGCCCAGAUCAAAACGUUGUCAUUUUUGGCGUACAUCAUUAGAAUCUAUCAGGACACCGUAGCGAAACAUUCCCAGCAAAUGGUUAAAGGCAUGCUGCAACUGUUGACCAACUGCCCCCCUGAAACGGCCCACCUCCGGAAAGAGCUGCUGAUUGCCGCCAAGCACAUUCUCAGUACGGAUUUGAGAAGCCAAUUUAUCCCCUGCAUGGACAAGCUGUUUGAUGAAUCGAUUCUCAUUGGCUCUGGAUAUACAGCCCGGGAGACCCUCCGACCUCUGGCAUACAGCACACUAGCAGACCUUGUACAUCACGUCCGACAGCACCUUCCACUGACUGACUUGUCACUCGCCGUUCAGCUCUUUGCUAAAAAUAUUGAUGAUGAAUCGAUACCUAGCAGCAUCCAGACUAUGUCCUGCAAGCUUCUGCUCAACCUGGUGGAUUGUAUACGCUCAAAGAGUGAACAGGAGAACGGGAACGGGCGUGACAUUCUAAUGAGAAUGUUGGAGGUAUUUGUUCUAAAAUUCCACACCAUCGCCCGCUAUCAGUUAUCUGCCAUUUUCAAAAAGUGUAAGCCCCAAUCUGAGCUCUGUACAGCCGAUGCCAUUUUAGCCAGCGUCCCUCCGACCACUCCCGCCAAUGCAUUGCCAGCCGCCCCCUCCACCCCUCUGACCCAGGUGCCUCUCAUGGUGUUUGACAAACAAGGCGAGAAAGACAAAGAGGACAAGCAAACCUUCCAAGUGACAGACUGCCGGAGCUUGGUUAAGACAUUAGUGUGCGGAGUGAAGACCAUCACGUGGGGCAUUACAUCUUGCAAAGCACCUGGCGAAGCCCAGUUUGUUCCGAACAAGCAACUGCAACCCAAAGAGACCCAGAUUUAUAUCAAGCUUGUGAAAUAUGCCAUGCAAGCGCUAGACAUAUACCAGGUCCAGAUAGCUGGGAAUGGACAAACCUACAUCCGAGUCGCCAACUGCCAGACUGUGCGGAUGAAAGAGGAGAAGGAGGUCCUGGAACACUUUGCUGGGGUUUUUACGAUGAUGAACCCUUUGACCUUCAAGGAAAUCUUUCAGACAACUGUUCCAUACAUGGUGGAGAGGAUCUCCAAAAACUAUGCACUCCAGAUUGUUGCCAAUUCCUUCUUGGCGAACCCCACCACGUCCGCUCUCUUUGCUACAAUCCUGGUGGAGUAUUUGCUGGAGAGGCUUCCGGAGAUGGGUUCCAAUGUGGAGCUGUCCAACUUGUACCUCAAGCUGUUCAAGCUGGUGUUUGGCUCGGUUUCCCUGUUUGCUGCAGAUAAUGAGCAAAUGCUUAAGCCACAUUUGCACAAAAUUGUGAACAGCUCAAUGGAGCUUGCCCAGACUGCCAAGGAACCGUACAAUUAUUUCCUGCUGCUCCGGGCACUCUUCAGGUCUAUUGGCGGAGGCAGUCAUGAUCUUCUGUAUCAGGAGUUUUUACCGUUGCUGCCCAAUCUCUUGCAAGGGUUGAACAUGUUACAAAGCGGCCUGCACAAGCAGCACAUGAAGGAUCUAUUUGUGGAGCUAUGUCUCACUGUGCCUGUCCGGCUGAGUUCUCUUCUACCAUACCUCCCCAUGCUGAUGGAUCCUUUAGUGUCGGCUCUAAAUGGCUCCCAGACUUUAGUAAGUCAGGGUUUGAGGACCUUGGAGCUCUGUGUGGACAACCUGCAGCCUGAUUUCCUCUAUGACCACAUUCAGCCUGUCCGUGCUGAGCUUAUGCAGGCACUGUGGCGGACCCUACGCAAUCCAUCAGACAGCAUUUCCCAUGUGGCGUACAGAGUGCUAGGAAAAUUUGGAGGGAGCAAUAGGAAAAUGCUGAAGGAAUCGCAGAAGCUACAGUAUAUUGUAACUGAAAUACAAGGGCCCAGCAUUACUGUGGAGUUUGCCGACUGCAAGGCUUCUCUUCAGCUUCCAAUGGAAAAGGCCAUCGAGACAGCCUUGGAUUGUUUGAAAAGCGCAAACACUGAGCCGUACUAUCGGAGGCAGGCUUGGGAAGUGAUCAAGUGUUUCCUAGUGGCGAUGAUGAGUUUGGAUGAUAAUAAGCAUGCCUUGUACCAGCUCCUGGCACAUCCAAAUUUCACAGAAAAGUCUAUCCCCAGUGUCAUCAUUUCACAUCGUUACAAAGCACAGGACACGCCAGCCCGCAAGACCUUUGAGCAGGCCUUAACUGGAGCCUUCAUGUCUGCUGUCAUCAAGGACCUGAGACCUAGUGCUCUUCCAUUUGUUGCCAGCCUAAUCCGCCAUUACACUAUGGUCGCUGUAGCUCAGCAAUGUGGACCGUUCCUUUUGCAGUGUUACCAGGUUGGCAGCCAGCCCAGUACGGCCAUGUUUCACAGUGAGGAGAAUGGCUCAAAGGGAAUGGAUCCGCUUGUACUGAUUGAUGCCAUAGCGAUUUGCAUGGCCUACGAAGAGAAGGAGCUGUGCAAGAUAGGAGAAGUUGCUUUAGCUGUGAUAUUUGAUGUUGCCAGCAUCAUCCUUGGAUCAAAAGAAAGGGCUUGCCAGCUUCCGUUGUUCUCUUACAUUGUGGAGCGUCUCUGUGCCUGCUGCUACGAGCAAGCUUGGUAUGCAAAGCUCGGCGGAGUGGUCUCAAUUAAGUUUCUGAUGGAACGCCUUCCUCUGAUUUGGGUGCUUCAGAAUCAACAAACGUUUCUAAAAGCCCUUCUCUUCGUCAUGAUGGACUUGACUGGAGAGGUUUCAAACGGAGCUGUUGCCAUGGCAAAGACAACUCUGGAGCAACUUUUGAUCCGUUGUGCAACUCCGCUGAAAGACGAGGAGAAAACGGAAGACAUCACAAAUGCACAGGAGAAAUCCUUCCACCUGGUGACACAUGAUCUUGUGCGUGAAGUCACCUCACCCAACCCUACUGUCAGGAAGCAAGCAAUGCAUUCUCUGCAGGUCCUGGCACAAGUGACUGGCAAAGGUGUCACCAUGAUAAUGGAACCCCAUAAAGAGGUUUUGCAAGACAUGGUCCCUCCAAAGAAACAUCUCCUGCGACACCAGCCAGCUAACGCCCAGAUCGGGCUGAUGGAAGGCAACACCUUCUGCACCACACUGCAGCCCAGGCUGUUCACUAUGGACCUGAAUGUUGUGGAGCACAAAGUCUUUUACUCCGAGCUCCUAAACCUCUGUGAGGCUGAAGAUGCAACACUUAUGAAGCUGCCAUGCUAUAAGAGCCUCUCUUCCCUUGUACCACUGCGAAUUGCUGCUUUAAAUGCCUUAGCAGCGUGCAAUUAUUUGCCACAGUCCAGAGAGAAAAUCAUUGCGGCACUCUUCAAAGCCCUUAACUCUACAAACAAUGAGCUUCAAGAGGCUGGAGAAGCCUGUAUGAGAAAGUUCUUGGAGGGUGCCACCAUUGAAGUGGACCAGAUUCAUACACACAUGAGACCGCUUCUGAUGAUGCUGGGAGAUUACCGCAGCCUGACCCUUAAUGUUGUUAACCGGUUGACCUCUGUCACGCGACUUUUCCCGAACUCCUUCAACGAUAAAUUCUGUGAUCAGAUGAUGCAACACCUGCGUAAAUGGAUGGAAGUUGUGGUGAUUACCCACAAAGGAGGACAAAGGAGUGAGGGAAAUCCUGCCGUGGAAGGGGUAGAGGAAAUGAAGAUUUGUUCUGCAAUUAUUAAUCUCUUUCACCUUAUUCCGGCUGCCCCUCAGACCUUGGUUAAGCCGUUGUUGGAAGUAGUAAUGAAGACUGAACGAGCUAUGCUGAUUGAGGCUGGAAGUCCCUUCAGAGAACCUUUGAUAAAGUUUCUUACCCGUCAUCCAUCUCAGACGGUGGAGCUCUUCAUGAUGGAAGCUACACUGAAUGACCCACAGUGGAGUCGAAUGUUCAUGAGUUUUUUAAAACACAAGGAUGCCAAACCACUGCGAGAUGUGCUGGCAGCUAACCCCAACCGCUUCAUUACUCUUCUGUUGCCUGGCGUGACUCAAACCUCUGUCAGGCCUGGCUCCCCUAGCACCAGCACUAGCACAAUGCGACUUGACCUCCAGUUCCAAGCAAUCAAGAUAAUCAGCAUUAUAGUGAAGAACGAUGAGAGCUGGCUGGCUAAUCAGCAUUCUCUGGUAAGCCACUUACGUCGCGUGUGGGUGAGUGAUGCUUUCCAAGAGCGCCAUCGGAAAGACAACAUGGUGGCAACCAAUUGGAAGGAGCCCAAACUGCUUGCCUUCUGCCUCCUCAACUACUGCAAGCGAAAUUUUGGAGACAUUGAAUUACUAUUCCAGCUCCUUCGAGCUUUCACAGGCCGUUUUCUGUGCAACAUGACUUUCCUAAAAGAGUACAUGGAGGAAGAGAUUCCAAAGAACUACAGUAUUGCCCAGAAGAGGGCGCUCUUCUUCCGCUUUGUUGAAUUCAGUGAUUCCAACUUUGGAGAUGAACUGAAAGCCAAGGUUCUUCAGCAUAUCCUGAACCCGGCUUUUCUAUACAGCUUUGAGAAAAAUGAAGGGGAGCAGCUUUUAGGACCACCCAACCCUGAAGGUGACAAUCAGGAUAGCAUCACCAGUGUGUUUAUUACCAAGGUGUUAGACCCUGAGAAACAGACAGAUAUGCUAGACUCGCUCAGGAUUUACCUCUUGCAGUUUGCCACGCUUCUGGUGGAACAUGCUCCACAUCACAUCCAUGACAAUAACAAAAACCGGAACAGCAAACUAAGGCGUCUCAUGACAUUCGCCUGGCCGUGUCUGCUAUCAAAAGCUUGCGUAGACCCAGCUUGCAAGUACAGUGGACAUCUGCUCCUGGCCCACAUCAUCUCAAAGUUUGCCAUACAUAAGAAGAUUGUUUUGCAGGUUUUCCACAGCCUGUUAAAAGCACAUGCAAUGGAAGCAAGGGCCAUUGUCCGCCAAGCAAUGGCUAUCCUAACUCCUGCAGUGCCUGCACGUAUGGAAGAUGGACAUCAGAUGUUGACUCACUGGACCCGGAAGAUAAUUGUAGAGGAGGGACACACCGUACCCCAACUGGUUCACAUUCUGCAUUUAAUAGUGCAGCAUUUUAAGGUUUACUAUCCUGUGCGGCAUAAUCUGGUUCAACACAUGGUCAGUGCGAUGCAGCGUCUGGGGUUCACUCCCAGUGUUACAAUUGAGCAGAGGAAAUUGGCUGUUGACCUGGCAGAGGUGAUCAUCAAAUGGGAAUUGCAGCGGAUAAAGGACCAGCCUGAUUCUGACAUGGAUGUGAAUGGCAGCAGUGAUUCUGGGAGCUCUAGUACAGGUGGUGUGAAGAGGGGGCUGACCGUCGAUACCAGCCAAGAUGUGAAGCGGUUCCGAACAGCCGCAGGGACAAUAAGUGCCGUUUUCGGCCGCAGCCAGUCGCUCCCAGGGGCAGAUGCUGUUAUUACCAAGGCCAUAGAGAAGCAGCACACUGAUACUGUAGUGAACUUCCUCAUUAGGAUAGCUUGCCAGGUGAAUGACAACUCAAAUACAGCCGGCUCACCUGGAGAGCUUCUAUCUCGACGCUGUGUCAAUCUCCUGAAGACUGCCCUGCGCGCUGACAUGUGGCCUAAGUCUGAGCUGAAACUGCAGUGGUUUGAUAAACUUCUAAUGACUGUGGAACAGCCCACCCAAGCCAAUUUUGCCAACAUUUGUACAGGGCUGGAGGUGCUGAGUUUCCUGCUCACUGUGCUGCAGAAUCCUGGCAUUCUCAGCAGCUUCAAACCUCUGCAGAGGGGAAUCUCAGCAUGCAUGACCUGUGGGAACACGAAGGUCCUACGAGCCGUCCAUACUCUACUGUCCCGGCUGAUGAGUAUCUUUCCUACUGAGCCCAGUAGCUCAAGUGUUGCUUCCAAAUAUGAAGAACUGGAGUGCUUAUACGCGGCUGUGGGCAAAGUCAUUUAUGAAGGUCUUACUAAUUAUGAAAAAGCUACAAACGCAAACCCAUCACAGCUAUUUGGUACACUAAUGAUCUUGAAGUCGGCCUGCAGCAACAACCCCAGCUAUAUUGACAGACUUAUAUCCGUUUUCAUGCGCUCCCUACAGAAGAUGGUGAGGGAGCAUUUGAACCCACAGGCUACUCCCGGGACAGCUGAAGCCAAUCCAGCGGGCACCAGUGAGCUGGUGAUGCUGAGUCUGGACCUGGUGAAAACGCGCUUGGCAGUGAUGAGCAUGGAAAUGAGGAAAAACUUUAUUCAGAACAUACUGACUUCCCUCAUCGAAAAAUCCCCCGAUGCAAAAAUUCUCCGAGCUGUGGUAAAAAUAGUGGAGGAGUGGCUGAAAAACAACACCCCUAUGGCAGCCAAUCAGACUCCUACACUUCGGGAGAAAUCCAUUUUGCUGGUGAAAAUGAUGACCUACAUAGAGAAGCGCUUUCCGGAGGACCUUGAGUUAAAUGCACAGUUUUUGGAGCUUGUUAAUUACGUUUACAGAGAUGAGAACCUUUCUGGGAGUGAACUUACCGCCAAGCUGGAGCCGGCUUUCCUGUCGGGACUGCGCUGUGCGCAGCCCAACAUCCGAGCAAAAUUCUUUGAGGCCUUUGACACCUCCAUGAAGCGUCGCGUGUAUGAUCGACUGCUCUACGUCACAUGUUCGCAGAACUGGGAAGCGAUGGGCAACCAUUUCUGGAUUAAGCAGUGUAUUGAGCUCCUACUAGCCGUCUGUGAGAAGAACACUACAAUUGGCACAAGCUGCCAGGGCUCCAUGCUCCCAUCUAUCACUAAUGUCAUCAAUCUAGCAGACAGUCACGAACGGGCAGCGUUUGCUAUGGUAACGCACGUCAAGCAGGAACCAAGGGAGAGAGAAAACAGCGAAUCCAAGGAAGAGGACGUUGAAAUUGAUAUUGAGCUUGCUCCAGGUGAUCAAAGCACCAACCCCAAAACUAAAGAGCAAUCUGAAAAAGACAUUGGCAAUCAGCUACACAUGUUGACCAACAGACACGACAAAUUCCUGGACUCGCUACGUGAGGUUAAGACGGGAGCCCUGUUAAGUGCCUUUGUCCAGUUGUGCCAUAUUUCAACUCCCUUGGCAGAGAAGAUUUGGAUCCAACUUUUCCCCAGAUUGUGGAAAAUACUUUCUGACCGCCAGCAGCAUGCAUUGGCUGGGGAAAUCAGUCCGUUCCUUUGCAGCGGAAGCCACCAGGUGCAGAGAGAUUGUCAGCCGAGCGCCUUGAACUGUUUUGUAGAGGCCAUGUCUCAGUGCGUGCCACCAAUCCCCAUCAGACCUUGUGUGCUGAAGUACUUGGGGAAGACGCACAAUUUGUGGUUCCGCUCCACGCUUAUGCUGGAGCAUCAAGCGUUCGAGAAAGGCCUCAGUCUUCAGAUCAAACCGAAGCAGACAAGCGAAUUUUAUGAACAAGAGAGUAUCACCCCACCCCAGCAAGAGAUCCUUGAUUCUUUGGCAGAAUUAUAUUCUCUCCUCCAAGAGGAAGACAUGUGGGCUGGUUUGUGGCAGAAGCGCUGCAAGUUUCCAGAAACCGCAACCGCUAUUGCAUAUGAGCAGCAUGGCUUCUUUGAGCAGGCCCAAGAAACACACGAAAAAGCAAUGGAAAAGGCCAAAAAAGAACAUGAAAGGAACAAUGCAUCUCCAGCUGUUUUCCCCGAAUAUCAGUUAUGGGAAGAUCACUGGAUUCGAUGCUCUAAAGAGCUGAACCAAUGGGAGGCACUGACAGAAUACGGCCAAUCAAAAGGCCACAUCAAUCCAUACCUCGUCCUUGAAUGCUCUUGGCGUGUGUCUAAUUGGACAGCUAUGAAAGAAGCCCUCGUACAGGUGGAGCUGAGUUGCCCAAAGGAGAUGGCAUGGAAAGUGAACAUGUACCGGGGCUACUUGGCCAUUUGUCACCCUGAGGAGCAGCAAUUGAACUUCAUAGAACGACUGGUUGAGAUGGCGAGCAGCUUGGCAAUCCGUGAAUGGCGGAGACUUCCAUAUGUCGUGUCUCAUGUUCAUACGCCUUUAUUACAGGCAGCGCAGCAAAUCAUUGAACUGCAGGAAGCCGCUCAGAUUAAUGCAGGUUUACAACCAACCAACCUAGGUCGGAACAACAGCCUCCAUGACAUGAAAACAGUGGUGAAAACCUGGAGGAACCGACUGCCCAUUGUAUCAGAUGACCUGUCUCACUGGAGCAGCAUCUUCAUGUGGCGUCAGCACCAUUACCAAGCUAUAGUGAAUGCCUAUGACAACAGCACUCAACAUGACCCAAGCUCCAACAAUGCAAUGCUGGGAGUACAUGCUUCUGCCUCUGCUAUCAUCCAAUAUGGCAAAAUUGCCAGAAAGCAAGGACUGGUUAAUGUAGCUUUGGACAUUCUGAGCCGCAUCCACACCAUCCCCACAGUGCCUAUUGUGGACUGUUUCCAGAAGAUCCGACAGCAGGUCAAAUGCUACCUUCAGCUGGCUGGAGUCAUGGGAAAGAACGAAUGUAUGCAGGGUUUGGAGGUGAUCGAAUCAACCAACUUGAAAUACUUCACCAAGGAGAUGACUGCCGAGUUCUAUGCAUUGAAGGGAAUGUUCCUCGCUCAGAUUAACAAAUCUGAAGAUGCAAACAAGGCCUUUUCUGCUGCUGUCCAGAUGCACGACGUCCUUGUCAAGGCCUGGGCCAUGUGGGGUGACUACUUAGAGAAUAUUUUUGUUAAGGAGCGCCAGCUGCAUCUGGGCGUGUCGGCCAUUACCUGCUACCUCCAUGCUUGCCGCCACCAAAAUGAGAGCAAGUCUAGGAAAUAUUUGGCAAAAGUUCUCUGGCUCCUGAGCUUUGAUGAUGAUAAAAACACUCUAGCGGAUGCAGUUGAUAAGUAUUGUAUUGGGGUUCCACCUAUCCAGUGGUUGGCAUGGAUUCCGCAGCUUCUCACCUGUUUAGUGGGCUCAGAAGGCAAGCUCCUCCUUAAUCUCAUCAGCCAGGUUGGCAGAGUAUACCCCCAGGCUGUGUACUUCCCCAUCCGAACUCUCUAUCUAACACUGAAGAUCGAGCAGAGGGAACGUUACAAGAGUGACUCUGGACAGCACCAGCCAAGUUCAGUAGGCACUCAGUCACAUUCUGCCUCUGAUCCAGGGCCCAUCAGAGCUACGGCGCCGAUGUGGAGGUGCAGCCGAAUCAUGCACAUGCAGAGAGAGCUACAUCCCACUUUGCUGUCAUCAUUGGAAGGCAUCGUAGACCAGAUGGUGUGGUUCCGAGAGAACUGGCAUGAAGAGGUCCUCCGACAAUUGCAGCAAGGCCUGGCGAAAUGUUACUCUGUUGCCUUUGAGAAGAGUGGAGCUGUUUCGGAUGCUAAAAUCACCCCCCACACGCUGAACUUUGUGAAGAAGCUGGUCAGCACCUUCGGCGUGGGACUGGAAAACGUCUCUAAUGUUUCUACCAUGUUCUCCAGCGCAGCCUCCGAGUCACUGGCUCGGAGAGCUCAGGCUACGGCACAAGACCCUGUCUUUCAGAAGCUGAAAAGCCAGUUCACAACAGACUUUGACUUCAGCGUCCCAGGCUCCAUGAAGCUGCACAAUCUCAUCUCUAAGCUGAAGAAGUGGAUCAAAAUCCUGGAGGCCAAAACCAAACAGCUGCCCAAGUUCUUCCUCAUAGAAGAGAAAUGUCGCUUCCUCAGCAAUUUCUCUGCUCAGACAGCAGAAGUUGAGAUUCCCGGGGAGUUCCUCAUGCCAAAACCAACACAUUAUUACAUUAAGAUCGCUAGAUUCAUGCCCAGAGUAGAGAUUGUACAAAAGCACAACACCGCAGCCCGAAGACUCUACAUCCGAGGGCACAACGGAAAGAUUUAUCCCUAUCUGGUCAUGAACGAUGCGUGUUUGACGGAGUCCCGCAGAGAGGAGCGGGUUCUACAGCUGCUGCGUCUUCUCAAUCCAUGUCUAGAGAAGAGAAAAGAAACCACAAAACGCCAUCUUUUCUUCACCGUCCCCCGUGUUGUGGCCGUCUCGCCGCAGAUGCGUCUGGUUGAAGACAAUCCCUCUUCUCUAUCCUUGGUGGAGAUCUAUAAGCAGCGCUGUGCCAAGAAAGGCAUCGAGCAUGACAACCCCAUUUCACGUUACUAUGACAGAUUGGCCACAGUUCAAGCACGAGGGACACAAGCCAGUCAUCAGGUCCUGCGUGACAUCCUGAAGGAAGUACAAAGUAACAUGGUGCCACGCAGUAUGCUGAAGGAGUGGGCGCUGCACACAUUCCCCAAUGCCACAGACUACUGGACCUUCAGGAAGAUGUUUACCAUCCAACUGGCUUUGAUCGGCUUUGCAGAAUUUGUCUUUCAUUUGAAUAGGCUGAAUCCAGAGAUGUUACAGAUUGCACAGGACACUGGCAAGCUUAAUGUUGCCUACUUCCGCUUCGAUAUCAAUGACGCCACUGGAGACCUAGAUGCCAAUCGCCCUGUCCCGUUUCGGCUGACCCCAAAUAUUUCCGAGUUUCUCACUACGAUUGGAGUGUCUGGUCCACUGACAGCUUCAAUGAUUGCUGUCGCUCGUUGCUUUGCGCAGCCAAAUUUCAAGGUUGACGGCAUCCUUAAAACGGUUCUGAGGGAUGAAAUUAUUGCCUGGCACAAGAAGACACAAGAAGAUACCUCUUCUCCGUUAUCGCCGGCCGGGCAGCCUGAAAACAUGGACAGCCAGCAGCUGGUUUCGCUGGUUCAGAAAGCGGUUACGGCCAUCGUUACCCGGUUGCACAAUCUGGCUCAGUUUGAUGGCGGGGAGAGUAAAGUUAACACAUUAGUAGCCGCAGCCAACAGCCUGGAUAAUUUGUGCCGCAUGGAUCCUGCAUGGCACCCCUGGUUAUAAUAGCUUGUAUAUAUUGUUCUUAAACCCUUUACUACAAACAGAGACCCUCUUUGGUACCGUGAGGAUGAUGAACUAUGCUGUGAGGGUUUUUUUUUGUUUUUUUUUAAAGCUGUGAAGUAUGAGAAUAUAUAUAUUUUUUUUUUAUGUUCAUUUGUUGCUUUGUACAACUUCUGUGUUGUGCCUUGUUACUGAACUAGCCAUCCUUUAAACCAAGCACAUCCUCUGGUACUGCCACUGCUUAAGGUUCCUGAAAAGUAGUUUUGUGUGGGUUAUACUACAAUUGUAAAAUAGAUGGUGGGCUUUUUAGGGACCGUCUACUGGUCUCUAACGAAGCUAAUCAUGUUUACAGAAAAUUUUGCAUGACUUUAAGUUUUUUACAGAGAAAAUUGGUUUUCUUCAAGUUUAAAUACAUUUCAAAGGAUAGACAUCUACAGCGGAUGAAAAACCGCAAAGGGACCCUGUACAGACACACAAUAAUUCUUUAUUCCCUUGCUAUUGCGAUCUCACAUUAUAUGGACUAGGGAAACAAUAAAAUCAUAUGUGUUGUAAUGUUUUAUACCUUUUAAUAGUGGCACAUCUACAAAUCUGUAAUGGUUGCGGACCAUGCAGCUUUCAUACGUCUUUGCUUUAAAAAUUAACUGUUAUUGCUAAGAUGAAGUUAAUUUCUUCCAAAUGUCUUCUUUUUUUUUUCUUUUCUUCUUCUUCUUCUUCUCAAGACUGGCCUGUACAAAAUAAUAUAUCAUGUAUAGAUUUUUUUCCUGUUACAUAAAGUUCUGUAAAGUUGUACUGUCCGAGCCACAAGUCUUUUCUGAGCAAGCAAAAGCCAUUUGUUAUGUGAAUGUACAUUGCUGGAGCAAAUGCAGCAGCACUGCAGAAUUCAGAUCUACACAAUGUGGAAACUUGUUUUAUUUUCAAUGUUGCUUUGUUUACUGGAGAAAUGAUUAUAACUGAUAAUUAUUUUUGGUUAUCUUUGUAAUUUUUAAGGAAUGGCCGCGCUUCUGUCAUUCUUCGCAAUGAGCUGUUUUAUAAAUGCCCAGUAUUAAGAGAAUUCAUUCUUAAAAGGUAUUUGUACAUCAGUUUUCAAAAUAAAUAUUUUGGAAAAUGC
This is a messenger RNA of Pseudophryne corroboree (corroboree frog), 12905 nucleotides long. RefSeq names its product transformation/transcription domain associated protein (gene TRRAP). Gene Ontology annotation, biological process: regulation of DNA-templated transcription; DNA repair. The record is from RefSeq and is a predicted model, not a curated record. Gene Ontology annotation, molecular function: protein binding. NCBI's taxonomy places the organism in Eukaryota, Metazoa, Chordata, Amphibia, Anura, Myobatrachidae. Gene Ontology annotation, cellular component: nucleus; SAGA complex; NuA4 histone acetyltransferase complex. The transcript is spliced from 72 exons. The coding region runs from base 272 to 11800 and encodes 3842 amino acids.